CAUGACGUAAUCUAAUCGAGUGCACCACAGUCCGCCAUAAAAAGGUCACGUUUAUGAUAAGUGAUAAGCCGCAGCGUAUUCCGGCCGUUAUCAAUGCGCUGCAGAUCGUCAAUCGUACAAACACCAUAAAAUUAAGCAAACCAAAUCAAAAGUCUAGUCAUUGUCGUGAUUAAUACGUGAUCAAACAUGUGUUUAACUACAAUUUUACACACCUACAGAAUACUCAAAAUGGCGCCGUGGUAAUGAUAAUUCAUGAAUCAUUCAAUAUUCAAUGAAUUCCAUGACUUUGACCCGGAAUCACUUCGUCAACCAACCAACUCAUCACCAGCUUAAAACAUUGUGCGAAACAAACAAAAAUGGAAUUAUUAUCAAGUUUGGUGGGUGGUUAUUGUGAUUACAAUCGCACCAUCUAAAUAAUUCGUGCAAUGCGCAGCGUAAGCAGGACGAAAGCGUCCUGGAGGAUGCGAAUUGUGUGUUUAAUUGUGUCGCCAGCCACGAGUGUUUUGUGUCGCGCGCAGGCAGGAACCGGAAGACGCGAGAGAUAUUCCCGGCGAGGGAGUGUUGCUCGUUUGGCUCGUUACGAGUGUCCUCGAGGGAUGAGAGUAAUUUAUUGAAACGUGCACGUUAAAUUCAAUUUGCGUGCGCCGAGUGAGUGAACAAAGUGUAGCAAAGUGUAGGAAUAGGAAAGUGAACAAACUUAGCUUGGGUCUUGAGUGUGUUGGGCAUAGUUAGUGUCCGGACAACGUGUGCAAGAUGCCGGGGAUUGUGGUGUUUCGAAGGCGAUGGAGUGUCGGAUCGGAUGAUUUGGUUGUUCCCGGAUUGUUUUUGUUUCUGAUGCAUCUUAUUUGGAUGAUCGCGCUAGGUCUCCUCGUGGGCCUGAUCCACUUCGACCUUGAACAACACUGCAUCGUCCUACUAUUCACAUUCGUCCUGAUCUACAUGAUCCUGCUCGGAUUCAACAUGAUCAACGAACUGGGCAUAGCCAUCGUCGCAUUACGCGGCAGCAUAUUAGACACCGCACCGCGCGCAUCAAUGAAAUAUCUACUCUACGUGCGUCUAGGUCUACUCUUACUUGAAACAGGCUGGCUGGUUGCAGGAUGCGUCUGGCUCGUCUAUUAUUACCCAGGAUGUCCUAUCGACAAAGCAAAACAAACUGUUUUAGGGCUUAUCGUGUGCAAUUGGUGUAUAAUAGUCUCUAUAAUCGUGACAGUCUGGUGUACUUACGACGCCGCUGGGCGAUCAUGGGUGAAAAUGAAGAAGUAUCAACGCUCGAUGCGUGAAUCCGAAUCCAAGUUUCAGUACAAACGAUCUGGAAGCACUCGUAAUUGGCGACAGCGAAAAGUGCUGCGUGCGUAUCAGGAUAGUUGGCAUCAACGCUGUCGGUUUCUCUUCUGUUGUAUGCGACCCUCCGAUCGCAAUCGCAACAGUUUCGCCGACAUCGCACGAUUACUCUCGGAUUUUUUCCGUGACUUAGACGUAGUACCGUCAGAUGUCGUUGCUGGUCUUGUCCUGCUGCGAAAAUUUCAAAAAAUCGAAAGAAAAGCCAUAGUAGAACACCGUAAAAAUGACACUUACGAGUUUUUAUCUGGUGUCGCGGUCACGCCAAGGACACAGUUUUUAUCCCUGCAACAAAAUGGCGCUGAUGGUCAAGGUCAGGACUUGGAACUGUUCCAAACCGUUAUACACUUUGCGCAUUUCGCUGUGCGUGCGUACGGAUGGCCGAUCUAUGUGAUGACACAAGAUAUGGGCAUGUGUCUGAUUUGUGCCAACCUGAGGUGUUGUUGCUUUCCAUGUCAGAAACCAUCCGAUGCUGAAAUCGUCGAAGAUAAUUGUUGUAAAUGUAACUUCGCCGCGCUGGAAAAACUACGUGAAUUAGGAGAUAUAGAGAUUAUUUACGCUACGUACCAUGUGGAUGUGGGCGAGACGCCAUUUUUCGUCGCGUUGGAUUAUGACAGACGCAACAUUGUCAUCAGUAUUCGUGGAACACUCAGUAUGAAAGAUAUUUUGACAGAUCUCAACGCUGAAGGUGAAUGUCUACCAGUGAAUCCCGUGCAGGAAGACUGGCUGGGUCACAAAGGUAUGGUUCAAGCAGCACAAUACAUCCUCGAGAAACUAAAAUCAGAGAAUUUAAUCGAACGUGCGUUACACCACAAACCCGAGAAGGAUACAAUGACUUACCAGCUGAUUUGUGUUGGUCAUUCACUCGGUGCUGGCACAGCGUGUAUACUAGGCAUACUACUACGCCAAGAGUACCCGGAUCUGUUGUGUUACUGCUAUAGUCCGCCAGGUGGCUUGCUGAGCAUGCCAGCUGUGGAAUAUACAAAAUCAUUCACAAUAUCCGUGGUGAUGGGUAAAGAUGUUGUUCCGCGAAUCGGUCUACAUCAAAUGGAAGCACUCCGCGCGGAUUUAAUCAACGCAAUCAAACGUAGUGUUGAUCCCAAGUGGAAAACAAUCGCGUGCAGCGUCCUCUGUUGUGGAUGUCGGCAUGAACCGACGUCAGCAGUCGAGAUGUCAACCGGCGACGCGACUGUAACCGAAUACAUGAAGGCCAAGGAUAAAGCGCGCUGCUUCAAGGUUCAUCCACAGGAUAGUUCCAUUGCAUUAACAUCACAUCAACCGUUAUAUCCACCAGGGAAGAUAAUCCACGUUGUGCGACAUCAUCCAUCGAAAGGAGAACAGAAAUACGAAACAAGAUGGAGGCAAGCGUUGAGCAGUAAAGAACCCGUGUAUCAGGCGUUAUGGGCGCAGAACGUCGAUUUCGACGAAGUUUUGAUCUCGCCGGUGAUGAUUCAGGAUCACAUGCCUGAUAAGGUCCUGGAUGCGCUGAAUAAGGUUAUAACAACACCAGGCCCAAGAAAACCACAACGUACACAUCCCAGUCUGGAUCUUCUUCUGAAAACUGUCAAAAAGAUUCACUACGUCCGGUUUUUCAUCCCCAACCGGAAAGUCCUUCAACUAACAAACUUCUACUGGAAACUUCAUUUACAAGCCUCCAGAGCCCUUCGGCGCCUGCUAGUAACGCAUCAUCAUCAGUAUGGCUUUCAUCAUCCUCUAAGUAAACAUAACCUAUUUCUAACAAGUUCUACUAAACCCAACAAAACAAUGUCGUUGGAUUUACCAUCAGCGCACCCUGGUGGUAAAAUAGAUUUAAUCCAUGAUGAUUGGUUCGGUUUGGCACCACUUGCAAGUCCUGAAAGUUUAUCAGAAUUGAGUUCGAUUUCAUCCAGAGCUAGUUUCCUUGGUUUGGGAUUAUCGUUAACUCCGACGACGAUAGGUGGCAUACCUAGAGUCGGCAGUUUUGAAUUAAAAACACCGAAAGUCAUGCGUCGCACACCCAAAAUCAACAAUAACCUAUCCACAUGCGCAGAUGACAUUAAAAACGUGCGAUAUUAUGAAAAAUUAGGUCAAAUAUCAAAACAUUUGACAUUUGAUGAAACUGACGCAUGCGCAGAUGUUACUUUAGGUUUAUUAGGCAGCAACACACAUAUUACAAACUCCAGCAGUAAUCUAUCCUAUGAAUCUGCAAGUAGUCAUGUUGAGGAUGUCAAAAAUGAUUUCAUUGUAGCGACAUCUAGCGACGACUUUCAAUCAGUUGAAGAUAUACUGGAUUCAGUGAUGCAGUCAGCUGGCUGUGCGGAUUUCUUCAAUUCGAAGUCAACGUUCCUCGAAACACACUUUGAUGAAGCGUUUGAGUUACAGAAUCAACCUUCACAAGGUCAAAUCACUUUGACAUCACCCCUGACACCGACACCAACGAAUGAUCCUGAUUUACUAUCGAAUUUCGCGAUUGAUUUAACUUUGGAUUCUGAACAUAGGUCACAGGCGAGUUAUGAAGUGGCUACGACUGCUUCCAAUUCAAAUUCCAAGGCGAAUUCGAUUGAUUCGGGAUCCAUGUGUCGUACACCAUCAGAUCAUGCGAAGAAUGUCACUUUUAACCCGCAGGUUAUUAAUAUUGAGGAAUUACGAGCGCCGCAAUGCUCACCAAAGCGUAGAAAGUGGAAUUUUAUGUCUACGACACGAAAAAGAGACUUUCAACCAUCACCGCCAUCUAGGAGUGACUUCCAACCGAAAACUAUUCUGUCAUCUUCUAAAAGAAGGAAUAGUUUUAAUACUUCAGAUGAGUUUUUCUCACGUAGUGAAGCAUUACCUCUGUUGACUAAUCUAGGCGCUGGUAGUGAGCGGACAUCACCGAACUUUGUCCGACGGAAAAAAUAUGUCUAUCCCACCGGGAUUAGUUAUAUCGGGAAAGGGAGCGAGAGCAGUGUGUGAAUAUUUGGUUGCAUAACUUAGCGUAAUGAAUUUUAACAUUUUGUAUAUUUGUAUACUGUUUAUAUAUUAAUAUGACUCGGGAUGUAAUGUUUUGACAGUCAAUUAUAUGAUAUGAUAUAUGAUUGUGUAGAUGGCGCUGUCAAAUGAGUUAAAAUGUCCGAUUUCAAGUGCGUCCGCAAGAAGCAACGUGUUUCCGUUCUAGAAGAUACAAUACACACAGUAAAUAUAAAUAUUUAUAUAUAGAUUGAUAUAUAUGAUAUAUAGUUAUUAUUAAUGUUAUUGUAUUUAGAUAGAAAUGAUUUACUUAUUGUAAGAUUUUAAUGAAUAACGAAGAUGAUGUCCAUGUGUGCGAUGAUGGUGAGUGAUGAGUGAAUAUGUGGAUUUGUGAGGAUAAUAUGUAUGAUUUAGGAGUUUAGGGAUGUGGAGGGAGGUUAGGUAGGAUAAAAUUAACAUUGUUGUACUAAAUCUAGAGAGAUAUUAUUUAAAUAAAAAAGGAGUGGUGAAUUAUGAAUAAAUAAUGAUUACUUAUAUAUAA
Messenger RNA from Dalotia coriaria, 4804 nucleotides. Its product is annotated as diacylglycerol lipase-alpha-like. The record is from RefSeq and is a predicted model, not a curated record. Gene Ontology annotation, molecular function: lipoprotein lipase activity. Lineage: Eukaryota; Metazoa; Arthropoda; Insecta; Coleoptera; Staphylinidae. Gene Ontology annotation, biological process: arachidonate metabolic process; diacylglycerol catabolic process. Gene Ontology annotation, cellular component: dendrite membrane; cytoplasm; postsynaptic membrane.